Adineta steineri is the source of this 1020-nucleotide messenger RNA. The record is from the annotation of a GenBank genome assembly. NCBI's taxonomy places the organism in Eukaryota, Metazoa, Rotifera, Eurotatoria, Adinetida, Adinetidae.
AUGUCAACAUCAUCAAUAUCUAAUGGAAUUCUUCAGCUUGCUACACAAUAUUCACUCUAUACUGGUUGUAUUACAUUUAGUUUUGGAAUUAUUGGUAAUGUUUUAAAUCUUCUUGUUUUUACUCAAUUGAAACAUUUUCGAACUAAUCGAUGUGUCUUUUAUAUAACUAUUGAAUCAAUCUCCAACUUCAUUUAUCAAAUCUUCAAUAUUAGUUUAACUGUUUCAACAUCAAUAUAUGGAGAUGUUACGAUAGGAGGUUCUAGUGCUUGGUGUAAAUUAAGAUAUAUAGUGGGACAAAUAUGUGCGCUCACUACUUAUUACAUGAUAUGUUUUUCUGCUGUUGAUCAGUUCUUUUCGACACAUCAUCGUUACAAUUUAAGGCAAAUGUGCACAUUGAAUCUAGGUCGACAUCUUUCGUUUAUAUUCAUUUGUUUUGCAAUCAUUCAUAGCAGUGCACUUGGCUCUUCCUAUGAUAUUCAACCAACACUAGGAUGUAUCAUAUCGAAUUAUGUGGCAGUCCAGUAUUCAACAUAUUUCUUUUAUCCAGUUUUAACCGGUCUUCUACCUAUUACCAUUGCUACAUCAUUUAGUAUUUUAGCGUAUCGUAAUGUUCGUCAUAUAGUUCGACGACAAUUACCAAUUGUUCGUCGUAAUCUAGACAAACAAAUAACAGCAAUGGUUCUUAUGCGUGUAAUAGCCUUCGUUUGUUUGUUAUUACCGUAUAUUACUUAUCGUAUCUAUGUCAUUAAUUUUCCUACAUCACGAAGUACGCCUAUGGCAUAUGCAAUUGGUCGAUUGAUUCAAGCAAUUUUUACUUCUAUCUACAUUAUCAAUUACAUUAUCAGCUUUUAUAUUUUCAUAAUAUUCUCAUCACGUUUUCGUCGUCAAGUAAAACUUGUUCUAGUAAAAAAAUGUUGGCAUCAAUGGAAAUACUGGUGUUAUUCCAUAAAUAAUCAAAUUGAACCUGAGAACAAUAUUGAACUAUGCAAUUCACAAGUGGAAUCUGAUGAAAAUAUGUAA